Molecule: messenger RNA, 987 nt
Organism: Arvicanthis niloticus (Nile rat)
Lineage: Eukaryota; Metazoa; Chordata; Mammalia; Rodentia; Muridae
Gene: Treml2
Product: triggering receptor expressed on myeloid cells like 2
Biological process (GO): T cell activation
Cellular component (GO): cell surface
Molecular function (GO): signaling receptor activity
Source: RefSeq, a predicted model, not a curated record
AUGGAGCCAUGGCCUCUUCCGUUCCUGCUGUCGCUGCUGCUGCUACAGGGCUGUGUCUCAGGUCCCUCCAAUGAAAACCUGUACAGGAAAGUGUGGCAGCGUGAAGGACAGACUCUGUCUGUGCAGUGCUCCUACAAGAACCGCCGGAACCUUCUUGAGGCCAAGUCUUGGUGCAAAGUCAGGAAGAAGAAGUGUGAUCACAACUUCGUCCGGAGCUGGGUGAGGGGUCCCAGCUACUCUAUGAGGGAUGACGCCAAGGCCAAGGUGGUCCGUAUCACCAUGGAGGCUCUCAGAGUUCAGGACUCCGGUCGAUAUUGGUGUAUGCGGAACACGGCUGGAAAUUUCUACCCCUUGGUGGGUUUCCAGCUGGAAGUAUAUCCAGCCCUCACAACGGAGAGAAAUGUUCCCCACACACAUCUCACCAACACCCUCAAGGAUGGAUUCGCCAACACCCUCAUGGAUGAAUUUGUCACAACCGGCCAAGUCCAUAUUUCAGACCCUCGUGCCCCUUUCACAUCUGAUACAACUGUGUUCACAUCUGACAUGACUGUGUUCACAUCUGGACUCCUCGCCUUGGCUUCAGGGACCACCACAGCAACCCCCGUGACACUCUACAGUUUCACUGAUACCAGUGGCACCAUUACAGAACCUGAGAGGAGCACAGAGUCCCAGCCAGCGACCAUGUCUCCUAGCAAUGCAAGACCCUUCUCUGCUGAUCCAGCGACCACCUCCACCAUGCCCAGACACCAGAAUAGCAGUUUGUCCACCACGGGGACGUGCCACCAGUUAACCCCCAACAGGUCCCAGGAGACUUACAUCCCUGCGAUGGUGGUGGUGUUGACAUUUCUUCCAGCACCUGUGGUGUUGGUUGUGGCCUACGGGAUUUGGAAGAAGAGACACAUGGGAAGAUACAACUUGGGCAACAACUAUGCUAAACCCUGGAUCUACCUUCCUGAAGGACCGGAGACAUUGUGGAAGCCUACUUGA